Molecule: messenger RNA, 2290 nt
Organism: Arachis stenosperma
Lineage: Eukaryota; Viridiplantae; Streptophyta; Magnoliopsida; Fabales; Fabaceae
Product: protein FREE1-like
Exons: 10
Coding region: 181-1932 (583 amino acids)
Biological process (GO): intralumenal vesicle formation; multivesicular body assembly
Cellular component (GO): late endosome membrane; ESCRT I complex
Molecular function (GO): ubiquitin binding; metal ion binding
Source: RefSeq, a predicted model, not a curated record
UGUUUUCAUGGAGUGAAGCUUGGCGUUGCGUCAACACUAUUCCGAUCACUCAUUAUUCCUUCUUCCAAGCCAAGACAAUAAAGGACAAGAGAAGACCAUAAUCCCAGCUGAGUCUGUGAGAGAGUGAUUAUCAUCUUCACCUGCCUCCAUCGUCGAAAAGGUACGCACCUCAUUUCAGCGAUGCAGCAAGGAGAUUACACCUCCACUCCAUACUAUCAGUUCCCUCAUCUCCCAAAUUCCAAUCCCAAUCACAAUCCCAACCCUAACCCUAAUUCCGAUCCACACUCAGCCCCUUACGCAUCCGCACCACCCUUCUCCUCCGGUUACGCUCCCUCCGAUUACACCUCUUACUACCCUACAUAUCCCCCAAAUCCCGAUCCUAUCCCUGCCCCACCCGCACCUCCUGUCCCUGCCCCUCCCUCCCCCACUGCUCCUUCCUUCACCAAUUUCUCUUCCUUCAAUUCUCCAUCCUUUGACUCUCACCUUUCGUACCAACAACCACCGCCACAUCAGCAUCAACCACCACCACAACAGCAACCUUAUUAUCCACCUUUCGAUCAGCAUCAAGCGGCUCCAGCUCCGAUCUACGCUCCUCCUCCACCACCACCCCCCUCCGUUACGCCACCGUACUCCGCACCGUAUAGCCACGCUGGAUCUACGGUCCCUCCAGCUCCCUCCGCAUAUGAUCCACCCUACGAUAACAGUCCCGCCAAGUUCGAUCACUCUGGCGCUUUCUUUGACGACGGCUACAACAGCUUUAACCGUAGUAACCGUUCUGAUUCGUAUGGUAACCGACACGAUGACGGUUUCAGCGGGUUUAACCGUGGUAAUCAUCGUUCUGAUUACCGCGAGGAGGUGUACGGGGAUGGCGUGUACGCUUACGAAGGAGGGAAGGUGGAACCGUACGGGGCUCGUGGAACCGCACCAAAAUCGUCGACUUGGUCCGGUUUCGAUGAUUACGGGAGAGCGAUCAGUCUUCCAACGGCCGCAAAGGAACCUUCCGGUGGAAGCAAGAUUGUGAAGGCAGUGCCGAAGGUGGAGACGCGAGAGGAUCCCGGAAGCGGGGUGCAGAAGUUCCGGGUGAAGCUCUUGGCGGAGAGUGGUGGCCAGAGCACCAUGGAUGUUCUGUGUCAGAUUGGUUUGGAUGGAAUUCGAAUGCUGGAACCGAAUACUAGUCGAACAUUGAGAAUAUAUCCUCUUGAGAACAUAACAAGAUGUGAGAGGUUUGAUUCGUCUACCCUUGCAUUCUGGUCAAAGAGCCCAGUGGACAUUGAGCCACGACGAAUCAGAUUGCAAUCCAAUAGUUACACUACCAACACACUUUUGGAUACUGUAACUGCUGCCACCAUACAGUACAAGGAAAUGGGUGGAAGCAAAAGACCCACAGAAUCGUUAAGAACUAAUGAACAGCCUGCAGAAAAAAGGAAAGGAUUUGGCGAUUGGAUGAAUUUGAUUAAACCUCCCAAUGAAGAGAAGGAUCAUUGGGUCCCAGAUGAAGCAGUCUCGAAAUGUACAGCAUGUGGCACUGAUUUUGGAGCUUUCAAUCGCAGGCAUCACUGUAGAAAUUGUGGAGAUAUUUUCUGUGAUAAAUGUACACAUGGUAGAAUUGCUCUAACUGCUGACGAGAAUGCUCAACCAGUACGUGUUUGUGACCGAUGCAUGGCAGAAGUGACUCAGAGACUGAGUAAUGCUAAAGAAGUAGCAAAUAAACCAGUGUUGCAAAGUCAUGAGGAUCUUGCCAGGAAACUUCAGGAGGAGCUGGAGAGGAAUCGAAAGGCAUCAGGUUCCAAGUCUGAAGGAUCUGGAAGACGGAUGAAGGAAGUUGCAUGUCCUAUUUGCACUGUCCAUCUGCAGGUCCAGGUACCCAGCUCAGGUUCAGAGACCAUAGAGUGUGGAGUUUGCCAGCACCCAUUUCUUGUGAGUGCUCAUUGAUUGAUGAAGGUGUCCAUAUGUGUCAACUUGUUAACUUGUUUUAAAUUCAAUUUUUCUUAUCAAUCUCUUGCAGUCUAAUAAUUUUAUAUGGACUUUUAUGUUCUGCGGUUUUUCUUUUCGGCGCUUCGAGCUUGGCAUGUAUAUGUAUACCUGUAUUUUUAUCCUCCUUAAAAUGCUGCGAUUUGCUUGUCCCUUUGUAUAAAAAAGAUGUAGAUGGUGAACAUGCAUGUAUAGCUGUGUCGAUGUCUUUGCAGCUUAACUGGUUUGAAACUCAAUACCAAAAAAAACUGGUUUUGAAACAAUGUGGUAUCUAUGUCAACUGUUUUUGAUAUUCGGUAUGUUGGAUUAAAAUUAAUCC